AGGCAAUGUCUCGGAUGUGAUUGCCAUGUCUGUUCCUCACGAGACUAUAUAUGACUGGCAGAGAUUUCCCUCCACAAGAACCUCGUCCACAUCAGCAUCAUCUACUAUUCGAAAACACAUCAUUCACAAUGAAGCUUUACCACCUUUUGGCGCUUUCACCGGCGGUCGCCUACGCGAGGCCUGGCACAGGUGCCCCUGAUAGCCUGGAGUCGGGCGUAUGCACCUCCACUAUGCUCAACCUGAUGAGUCUCGACUUUGGACCAACAACUACUGUAUUCACCCAUACGACCACAACCACGGUCAGCUUGGACUGUGGUGGCUGUAUAUCAGUCGUUGAGAAAUACAUACCACUGGGUGUCCCACCUGUUGUCUUCUUCGACGCGACAACGACGGUGGAUGAGCCCGCUGUCAAAACCGCGUACGCCUGUCGUACUCAUGAUUCUAAAAGCGAGUGAGCGCAGAAAAGAUGGAAAGAAGCUGGCCUUGAACGAUACAAAAUGCGACAAUACUGGGGACGAAGAUUCGCUCAACCAAAAUCCCCAGGACCCGAAGGACAAAGUGGUUGGGAGGAUGAGUGCCUAUAACUCAAGACAAUCUU
Emericellopsis atlantica is the source of this 598-nucleotide messenger RNA. RefSeq lists its product as uncharacterized. NCBI's taxonomy places the organism in Eukaryota, Fungi, Ascomycota, Sordariomycetes, Hypocreales, Bionectriaceae. The record is from RefSeq and is a predicted model, not a curated record. The transcript has a single exon. The coding region runs from base 51 to 455 and encodes 134 amino acids.